AUGUCUGACAACAAAGGUGCUCUCGGCGGUCUCACCGACACAGUCGGCAAGACUGGCAAAGGUCUCACCGAUACCGUAAGCAACACCGUCUCUGGCGCUGGCAAGGGAGCCUCCGACACUGUUGGCUCCGCCACCAAGGGUGCUAGCGAUACUGCCAAGGGACUCGGUGAUACCGCUAAGAGCGCUACUGGAAGCUCGGGCGGUGGUGCACCUGCUACUGGCGGUGACCCUAACCAUCUUGGUCUGUAA
Aureobasidium namibiae CBS 147.97 is the source of this 249-nucleotide messenger RNA. RefSeq lists its product as uncharacterized. Bases 1 to 249 code for a protein of 82 amino acids. The transcript has 3 exons. Lineage: Eukaryota; Fungi; Ascomycota; Dothideomycetes; Dothideales; Saccotheciaceae. The record is from RefSeq and is a predicted model, not a curated record.